AGAAAAAGUCCCUAGAGUCCAUAAACUCCAGGCUUCAGCUGGUUAUGAAAAGUGGUAAAUAUGUGCUAGGAUACAAACAGACUCUGAAAAUGAUUCGGCAGGGCAAGGCCAAGUUGGUCAUACUAGCCAACAACUGUCCUGCUUUGAGAAAGUCGGAGAUCGAGUACUACGCUAUGCUUGCCAAGACCGGCGUCCAUCACUAUAGCGGCAACAACAUUGAGCUGGGCACGGCGUGCGGAAAAUACUACAGAGUGUGCACACUGGCCAUCAUUGACCCAGGUGACUCUGACAUCAUCAGAAGCAUGCCAGAACAAACCAGUGAGAAGUAAAUGCUGUAAAGGUGUUAUUUCGACAAUAAAACUGGUUACAGAUCUCUUUUAAGAAAAA
This is a messenger RNA of Eurypyga helias (sunbittern), 387 nucleotides long. It is a transcript of the gene RPL30, whose product is annotated as ribosomal protein L30. The transcript has 3 exons. Lineage: Eukaryota; Metazoa; Chordata; Aves; Eurypygiformes; Eurypygidae. Gene Ontology annotation, molecular function: structural constituent of ribosome; RNA binding. Gene Ontology annotation, cellular component: cytosolic large ribosomal subunit. The coding region runs from base 45 to 329 and encodes 94 amino acids. The record is from RefSeq and is a predicted model, not a curated record.